Molecule: messenger RNA, 1322 nt
Organism: Capsaspora owczarzaki ATCC 30864
Lineage: Eukaryota; Filasterea; Ministeriida; Capsasporidae
Exons: 1
Coding region: 159-1043 (294 amino acids)
Source: RefSeq, a predicted model, not a curated record
UUUUUUUUUUUUUUUUUUUUUUUUUUUGCUUUGUCGCGUCAUUUUUUUCUUCUUAAUUCCCUCGCCCCCUCUGCUUCCUUUCCUGUCGCUCAAAAGCGCGCAACAAUCACACAACUCUCUUCUCAUCUCUAGUUAUUUUUUCUCCUGUCGCACGAGCCAUGCAAGCAAUGGUAUGCAACCGCGUCGAGCUGUCGAACGUAUUCUCCGUCAGCAAUAACAGCAGCCCCCAGAACGACACGAUGAACAGCUUGACCUCACGGCGCUUCUCGGACCCCGUCCAGUUCCGCCGCCACCGUCAGCUUGUUCAGAGCCACUCUGUACACCCCGAAACAAGCGUAGGGCAGGCUAUGGCACAGCAAUGGCCCGUCGCAGCACCAAAGUCAAGCGACAGCAACAACAACAACAACAACAACAACGCGAGCGACCACACCCCCUCGCUGAGCUCGUCACGGCUUGCCAAGCCAUCCCUCAGCGCCUUGAGCGAGGAGGACGCCGCCCAAAUGAUUGCGUUGAGCAAUAACCCCACUGCAACCGAACUCUGCGAGGCUGGCGGCGACACGCAACGCGAGUCCGAUGCGAUUCCGAUGCAGUCUAAUUGCAUCGACGACUUCCAUAACGAAUCAGAGCUCUCCACCGUGUCCUCCCCGACUGCCGCGUCGUCUCGCAGCUGUGAAGCAACGUCUCAACAGGAUGACGACUGCCACAGCUUUGCGACUUCUGACAUGCAUGUUGCGUUGGGCGACGCCUCCUCCUUCGGCUUGUCCAACCGCCCGCAGCGCUCGAGUUCUGCCCCUCCGCAACCAGCGCUCAUCCAGUCUCGCCCGUCUUCCAGCAGUUGCCGCAUCCAACGACGCGUCUCCUUCAGCGAUACGGUCAAUGUGCACCAAACUUAUACGCCCACCGACUACGACCGCACCAUGGUUGCGCUGGGCUCGCUCACACCCGCCAAGAUUGAGGAAAUCCGCCGGGAGAUCAUUCUGUUCAAGUACUACGAAAUGGCCGUCCACCCCAGCUCGGUCCAGCACAACGCGUACAUGAUCUGAGGCCCAGCGUUCAUUCCCGGCGUUCUCGGGCCUCUGUCUCCUUUCUCUCUUUCCUCCCGUCCGCUUUGUACAUGCUUUUUUUUGAAACACUCAGUCAAAGACCUACAUGAAUCUUAAUUGUACUUGGUCGUUUUGCUCUUCUUUUGCUCGUUCUUUUUCAGAUUUUCGAUUUUCGAUUUUGGUUGUAUUUUUUGCGUUUUUGCCGUUUCGUUUCGUGACAUCGUUAACUUUGCCUUUUCUUGCUGUUGUUGUAUUAGUGCGGUCUUUCAUUUUACCCCG